Messenger RNA from Aureobasidium melanogenum CBS 110374, 2748 nucleotides. RefSeq lists its product as uncharacterized. The transcript is spliced from 5 exons. Bases 1 to 2748 code for a protein of 915 amino acids. The record is from RefSeq and is a predicted model, not a curated record. NCBI's taxonomy places the organism in Eukaryota, Fungi, Ascomycota, Dothideomycetes, Dothideales, Saccotheciaceae.
AUGUCAGUCACGUCUGUCCCUUUCCAAGACGCCUGCGAUAUCGUUCUGCGACAGGCGUUGAAUCUCCUGCCAGAUGCCACCGGUCGCACGCCCGACGAGGUGCUUGCCUUUGUAAAAACCGAUCUAGGACAGGCUGAAUGCAUCUCAGCGCUAAGAAUAUUCUUACAGUCUCUGGGAAGAGCAUGUACAAUUUCACAACAAUCGGACCGAGCCCAGGAAGCCACUCCUCGUGCACGAAAGAGACAAAAGACACAGCAAGGAUCAUCGUCAAAUGUCCUCGAGCGUUACCCACAAGGCGGUCAGCGAAUUAUCGCUCAGACCUCUGACACUGGAAUCACCGCUUCCACCAGACAAUACACGGCGGCCGUACAAGAUCAUGACGCCGCUCACGGUCUAAUGCACCGGGCGGUAUCAAAUCGAGGAUCCACGAUCUUAACCGCGACUCAGUCACCGCCAUCCGCCACGCUUGCACGGUCCGGCCGAGACAUCACAUAUAAAUCGGUCAUUGAAGAGUUGGACUUGAAAGCGGAACUGAGUUCCGUACCUGCUCACCUACGCGAGAUGCAGAGACUUGCUGGCAAUCCUAAUCUCCAGAAGGAGUGGUGGUCGACCGAGAUGUCCUCUACAAACAGCUUCAAACAUGGAACAGCAAUAUACAUCGCAUCAGAAAUAGAUUGUCGAAGAAGCCAUCACCAGAACCAAGACAUCUUACUGACGUAUAUCCUUGCAGAGGUUGUGGAAGAGGCAGUGGCUGAUGGAACAGUCGAAAACACCUCUGGUCCCCUUCCACACGGAAAGACUGUCAGAAGUGCAGUGAUCGACAGGGCAUUUGACAAGUUUUCCGAAGACAGUUCCUCAAACCCCGCAAUCUCAUUGACGCGGAAAAAGUUUGGCGCUCUCAUUCGAGAGGGGCGGCAGUUGAUGCGGCUGGCACCAGGGCUUUUAUUUUGCUUAGCCUCAUUAAGAAAGACAGUUUUACGAGAAUUGACUUUCAAGAAGAUCGACCAGCUCAACGAGGAGCUGAAGAAACACGAAGUCUUCCAACAGUAUCUUGGUCUGGCUGGUGUACAGAAGGAGCUCAAGGCCAGAUAUCAUACUUUACUCCACGAGAAGAAGUCUGAAGCACAAAGACACGAGUUGCCGGUAAUCUCUACAUAUCUUGAGGAAAGCCCUGAGGCAGUCAGCGCUCACGGCGCUCAGAAUCCAAGCCAUGACCUUGAUCUGAUCCAACAGACUGCCGAUCAUGUUCUUCUCUCUCACAUGUUCACGUUCCUGCAGCCUGUUCAUAUCGAGACUGUCAUUCCACUACUCAAAGACGCCGGAGGUCUUGUCAGACGCUGGAAUUCUGAUGGCGAAGUGCAACAGAUGUCGUGCAGUUGCUCGGGGACCAAGGGAGAUAGAGUUAUAAACAGAUGCUGCUACUUGUUGGCCGAAUAUUUCCCGUCGACCAGAACCUCCAUCUUCGGUAAUAGGACGAUGAGAUCUCCGGUGCGAUAUUGUAUGGCACUCGUGCCAAGUCUCGCCUAUCUCCUGGACAAUAUGAAUUUCGUACAUGCGGUCAGAACCUGUAAAGAAGUCGAACAAGAGCUACUCGCUCUCUGCUUUCUUUCUGCCAGUCGAUUUUCGCAGUCGGACAAGCCCACAUGGACAAGUUUGCUAGCGAAGUCAAUGAAAUGUUUGCCCGACCGCAGAAGCCUCAUAUAUGUACGCCUUUGGAACUGCGAACGCCAACUAUUCUUGAGGAACAGAGAUCCAAUCCUUGUGGUGAAGAUGCGAGGAAUCAUCGAGAAAGUGAAGGAAGAGUGCCAGACCAUCAAUGAAUCUGUGAUAUGUCGAGCGAGACUUGCCAUUAUUCUGAAGCAGCAGGCAGACUCUGCUGUGAUGAAUCUAGAACUUGAUCAGGCACUUCAAUAUGUCGAGCAUUCGAAGGCUCUUUUGCAGGGAACUCAUUUGGAGAGACUCACACGACUUGACAUUGACGUCUGUAAGGCAAAGCUACUGCGCUAUAAAGGAAAUUUGGUUGAAUCAUCGAAGAUAUUGAAGGAUGUUCUACAGUCACGAACAAAAAGUCACCGAAAUACAGCUUACUUUCGUGCGGUCGCAGAGGAUGCAUAUACCAGUAUCGAGUAUCUCGCAGAACGCGGUAGGGAGUUUCCUGUAGAUGAAGAAGCCCAAAACUCUCUCAUCGUCCGUCUUGGAUCAGCAAUACGCGAGCUGGAAUCCGGAGAUAGAUGCAACACAUCAGUUUGCCACCGACUACGACUCGCCCUAGCAGAGGCAAAUCUCCUACGCUGGAACCUACCCUUAGCCAGAGAGGCGUUCGAGGAAACAUACACUGCAUUGUGCCAGCUUUGUGAGCCAGUUUCAGGCAGUCGCAAAGACCAUCCGAGUCUGCUACAGCAGAGUCUUUUUCUGCAAGCAUCGCUGGGCUUGGCGAAAGUCCAUCAUUCGCAAAGCCAAUGGCCAGACGCUAUCGCUGCUUGGAGUCGGGCUCUGGAAAUCCUCAAAAAAUACCAGAUGAAGGGAGAAUACGUCGAGAAUCUCAUAAAGGCAUCUCUUGCGGUCGCAGAGCGUCGAUCAGCUCCACAUUGGACUCCCGUCGUGGAUCUAUGCUCGAGAAAUGUGACUGACGAGUCCGUGGAUAGAUUCGUGAACAGAGACUCACGACAAUAUUGGUUGCUCGGAAUAAGAUCUUGGUCCAAUGCUAUCAAGGAUGAAUGGGAGGCUUUCAAAUCCAUCAGUGCUUAA